Lineus longissimus is the source of this 3668-nucleotide messenger RNA. RefSeq lists its product as uncharacterized. The transcript has 10 exons. NCBI's taxonomy places the organism in Eukaryota, Metazoa, Nemertea, Pilidiophora, Heteronemertea, Lineidae. The coding region runs from base 764 to 1072 and encodes 102 amino acids. The record is from RefSeq and is a predicted model, not a curated record.
CUGUAGAUAGUGUAUUAUAACAUCCACAUGUCAUGCUUCCUUACCACAUGAAACCUACCAAAGCUUGGUGCCAACCUGACUAUGACCAGAUCAGCAGUACAAAAUAUACAAAUUAUGCUAUGAUCCACUCGUAUAAGGCUGGCACAACAAAUGCAGUGACCAUGACGAGCACGGCAUGAAAGCACCAGAACGAUUCUAUUAUUUAAUGACAUGACGUAAGUCGUUCAACUGAUGUUACCAACGCUCCCAAUAAAAACUGCGUAUUCAAGACUCGUGGAGCUUCAAGAUCAGACGCGACGAGCACAGGCCACGCCACAUUUUCUAAGCACAGGCCACGCCACGCAAUGAUGCCCCAAGCCAAGUUCUCCAAUGCAACCGACCAUGAAUGAUGUCUAUCGCGAGGUGAAGGAAGGUCCAUUCCGCGGACUCCGUAUGGAAGGCGUGUGCCAAGCAGCCGGCCGACGACGUGGCAGAGUCCAAAGCACGGUACGCUUUGUGUCUCUUGUCGGGCGCCCCUAGGGGACCCUGUCGUUCGGUUCUACGACUGAGGGGGUUCAGCAUGAGGGCGUGUCGUCUUCGUUCAUUUUGCCAUUUCAACGCGAAAAAGAGAGGUUUUUAUAUUAAAUAGGCCUUCCCUCUCUUACGCUGUUGAAGGGCUUAAGAAAGUUGACGACAUGGUGCGGGAUGGAGUCCGGGACGGUCUCCGGACUCGCCUUUGCCGUUAAUCAGACGGCUCGCACUUAACUUAAUGGGUUAACCCUCUAUGCUCUCCGGCGGCUGUCGUAGAAGAUCAGGCACUGAAGUAGAUGAUGUUACAACAAACAGCAUCGAUGGAAAGACCACCUCCCAAUGGAAGGAAGAGGGUCGGUGCGAUGGGGCAUGCUCGAGGAGGGCUGAAGAUGCACGAUCGUGGCGUGACAGACGUCUGGGGAUGGAUUCGGACGCGAGCAAGAUGUGUGCCGCAUGGAAGAGCAUCCGGGAGACCAGUGCGAACCAGAGCCAAGAACACCGCAGAGAGCCCAGCGUGACGCAGACCCCACUAUACAGAGGUUUGAACAUGAUCCCAGUUUGAACACGACAAAGACUUGGACAACAGCCGUGCCCGGCCACCUGACACGAUCCUGCCAAGGGAAGCGGUUGUGCCGUUAUCUUUUGAUCGAUCCCGAACGGCCAGACAGCCGAUGGAGAAUGCUGCAGUGUUACUUCAGGUAAGCGGCCAGACAGCCGAUGGAGAAUGCUGCAGUGUUACUUCAGUAUUCCCAAAAGAUGGGUAACACCAGAAAAAGGGAACCACUCGGCUCGAACUGCUGGAAAUGACACAGAAGUGGAAGUCCUCGUCCGGAGCCGGCAUCACCACAUCCAGGUCACAGGAUAUUCAUCACCACGACCAGGGCGUCGCUCCAACUGCUGGAAAUGACACUCUCAAGGAUGUGCAUUGUAAGUGGAGGUUGCAGAGAGUUUGCACCACCACACCCAGUCCUGGAUGGAAACAGAAUUUAUGAUCUAAUGAAAUGGAAGACCGCAAUUGUCCUGAGAUGACGAGGUUAAGUAGAAUUGUCCACAGACGUGCACGGAUAAUGAAAGUCUUGUACAUCCAGGGGACGGCAGAGGUAUCCAGGGGCUCAGUACGCAUACCAAUUCUGGAACAGACUCUCUAUCUAACUGUGUCAAGCUUUCGCUCGGACUGUGAAUAUCUCGAUAACACACGUGUUUAUAUGCAUAGACGUUUUCAUCGCGUAUCGUAUUCUUAAACGCAAACACAAUUCUUAGUUCAGAUUGAAUCGCAAACGAAGGAUUCGCGAAAGCCACGGACCAUCGCUAGACUAUUUUAUUUUCUUCACUCAGAUUGAACUGUUGAAAAUGUGGAUUAUAUUUAUGUACUUCAUUUGAACCACAAACGAAGGAUUUGGACAAGAUGCGUACCUCUAACCCCUUCAUUUGACGAGACGUGAUACCAAUCCCACAAGCACUGGAUGACGGCAUGCUUCAGGAAUCUCUUUACGACUGAUGCCAUGUGACGACGGGGGCACAUCUUGAAGCAAGAUGACACAAUGGAUGUGGAACCCUCGGCCCCUGAACGAUUGUCGCUAUGGGAGUCAUAAGCAACAGACUUUCUCUGGUGUAGUAUUGUACAUUCGCUACAUGUAGGCCUCUGCAGAAGGAUACGUUGUAUUUUAUCGAAAUAUCUGAUUGAAAGGUGGUUUCAUUGCAAAUCUCAAUAUCAUCCGAUGGUAAAAAGCCUACUUCCAUUUUUGUGGCUGUGACAAAAUGUCUGAACACAUUUGGAACGUCUUUAAAAGACUUUCCAUCAGUCAUCGUCAGUCACUCCUCCUAGAUGAUUGUUGAUUAAGAACCAGAACCAGAUCCAAAUAAGUCAAGGUUCUGAUGUACCAGGUCAAAAUUUACUAUCGAGCUGUUAAAAGUUACUUCAUUUUUCUCCGAAAUCACCAAAUUGAUCAGAUAUUUCAAUUUUCCCAUCGAAUAAGACAUGGGGUCCACGUGAUUCUGGUUGGUUCGACCCCAGCCAACCAGAACAUGUGUUGUCUUUGAUGGAACCGUAGGCCUUAUGAACUUUCUCGAUCCAUUCAGUACCACGAAUACCUGAAUACACGAAUGCGUUUAUUCCAAUCAGCUUCCGAUACCUGAUAGUGCCGGUCUCCAUUUGGGACAGAUAUGAAAUUGACAAACUCUAGCCUCCAUUUUAUACAAGUAUUUUAAAUUUCCUUAAACACGGUAAUUAUCCGGGUGCCUUUCAUUCUUGGUUUCAUCAAUGAUAUGAUAACAAAGGUUAUCCCCAAGACCAAAACAAAUGCAAAAGAAUCGGGCAAAUUCAUUUCCAAAUUUUGAGAUUUCGUUGAAAUAUUUUGUUGAUUGAAAUUUUUCCAAAAUAUUCCAAAUUGAUGUUGGUUCCUGACCCUGCGGUCAAGUGGAAGAGGAGCUCAGUCUUUUCAUGAUAAUUAGUCCAGAAAGAUUCAUCUUGUUUCUUCCUGUGAGUUAUAAAGAUAACAACUGCCCCAUCAAGAAGUUUCCUGUGGUACAGAAUGGGUCAAGCAAGCUGUCGCCAACAUCAACGUCAAUGUCUGACGUUUUAUGUAUUAAUUUGUUAUGUUUGUAUAAUGAUACAAUAUCUGAAAUUUACAUAUAUAGCCAUAAUACAUGUAAAGGUGAAUUCAAAAAGUUACUUCUAUUGUUAAACUCGUCCAAAGCAACCGCUUUUGUCAUGCAAAUGAGAAGACUGAUCUGAACGCCUGAUCUAGAGGGAUUCUUUUGUCAUGCAAAUGAGAUCACAGCACGGUCCUGUUGAACAUGACGAAAUUGGUUCUUUUGUUAUUUAAAUAACCCACUAACCGAUGUCGUGCUGUUUCGGAUCAAUGAGGUCAAGGUUCGUGACCUGAAUACACCACAGUAGUUCACCUUGCUUGCAUUUACAAUGGUUGUCGCUGCAUGCGACUCAAUUUAUGUUUUUCCUGAUCAGAAACUAUGUAGAUAUUCUAGUGGAAAAUGGUUUCCCAAACAAAAUGCACAGUCCGGUUGAAAACAUCUUAUGUUUAUGUUCAAGACGGCAUGCAUAACAAUGUGUCCCAAAAGUGUUACAUGUAUCAAUGGCUCUUUGCAUUAUUUUAGAAAUUUUGAAUUUCACAAAUUUUGAAUUUCACACUAUUUAUUGA